This is a messenger RNA of Mucor mucedo, 1612 nucleotides long. RefSeq lists its product as uncharacterized. Gene Ontology annotation, molecular function: metal ion binding; phosphatidylinositol binding; ubiquitin binding. The coding region runs from base 182 to 1462 and encodes 426 amino acids. NCBI's taxonomy places the organism in Eukaryota, Fungi, Mucoromycota, Mucoromycetes, Mucorales, Mucoraceae. The transcript is spliced from 6 exons. The record is from RefSeq and is a predicted model, not a curated record.
UUUUUUUUUGACAGUCUAGAUUUUGAAUGCUUACAUUGGGGGGAGGUCACCAGAACACAUUAAGUGCACCUAACCUUUUGAUUGGAUCAUUGCCGUGGACUUGCUUAAAUCACUUUUUUUAUUUAUUUAUUUUUGUUAAGCCUCCUUCUUUCACUCCAUAUACUUUUUUCCUUUUUGAACUAUGGGAACUUUUUGGUGGGGACAGAGUGCACUGGACGAAUUAAUUGAAAAGGCUACUUCGGAGUUACUGCCAGCUGGGCAAGUUGAUCUAGCGCUUCAUCUCGAGAUUAGUGAUCAAAUAAGAAGUAAAAAGGUGAAUGCUAAAGAUGCCAUCAAGUCACUUAAGCAACGCCUUGGACAUAAGAAUCCAAAUGUUAUCCUGGCUACGCUGUCUCUGGUGGAUACCUGCAUGAAAAAUAGCGGAAGUAGUUUUGUAAAAGAAGUCGCGACCAGGGAGUUUAUGGAAGAAAUCACGCAUUUGAUUAAAGUACCCACUGGAUGCAAUCAAGAUGUGAAGCAAAAAGUACUUUAUCUCAUCCAAGUGUGGGGAAUAGCAUCUAAAGGGAAUACUUCAUUGAGUUAUAUAUCAGGAACAUAUAGCUUACUGCGUGCUGAAGGAUAUACAUUUCCACCUAUCACAGAGCGAAUUGAUUCUAUUUUAUUAGAGACUGCUAUCGCCCCUGAAUGGACUGAUUCAGAUAAUUGUGAGCGUUGCCGAAUUCCCUUUACAAUAACCAAUAGAAAGCAUCAUUGCAGACAAUGUGGUGCCACAUUUUGUCAACAAUGCUCAUCUAAAAAUAUCCCUUUGCCACAUUUGGGAAUCAAUGAUAUUGUACGUGUAUGCGACGGAUGCUACAUUAAAGUGAAACUAUCCAAAGUUGCUGAUAAGGAUGCAAUCCCAAAUUUGCUGGGUACAACAGCCUCCAUCUCCUCUUCAUUGACGCCGACAUAUACUCCUUCGAUUAAAAACCGAACUGCUGUUGCUGCUGAAACCAUCACGACAACAACUGCGAAUCAGGUAACCGAUGAUCAGUUCGAAGACGACUUAAAAAAGGCUAUCGAAAUGUCUCUUAAGGAAUCCGAAAAGCCGUUGUAUUAUAAGAAGGAAGAGGUUGUCGUGAAAAAGACGGCGGAAGAAGAAGAGGAAGAAGAGAAUUUGGCAAAAGCUAUUGCUGCUUCUUUGCAAGAUUUACAAGUCUCACACAAAUCUUUGGAAUACAAUAGCGAUGCAUUGUCUUCGCUUGAUAUGGAGAAUAUUCAAUUAUUUUCAAUGCUCAUGCAACGUAUUCAUUUGAAUGGGGGCGAUGUUUCUGGAGAUAGAGAUAUCAACAAGCUUUACGUUCAGAUUGGUUCACUUCAACCAAAAUUGGUAAAGACUCUGGACGAGACUAGUCAAAAACAUGGUAUAAACACGAAUUUGAUUAUCGACAAAUAUAAAAACACAAAACUUACCUUGUUGUAAAAAUAGACGUUUUCGUGGCUUUGCACAACAAAUUGAAUAACGCCGUUAAAGCAUACGAUAGGUUGUUAGAAGAACGAUUGUCCAAGUCUGCACAACGCCCUUAUUACUCCAACCCUCCUCCUCAACACCAUUCUGAUCCUCAGAACUAUA